AUGGGGCCUGUGGAAACGGUUUCUUCGCCCGCAUUCCCUGUUUUGGACCCGAUCGUCAUCGACGACGAAAUGGAUAAUCCCUACCGAGAUACCGAUAUGGACUUUCUAGACCCCUCGCGGCUGCAGAUGGCUACGGACGCGGCGGGCCAAGAGUUUGACGAUCUUUUCUCUCGGGCGCCAGGUUCGCGGGCGAUGGCUAACGGGGAUUCAACCUCGCUCUCGCUGGCAGAACUGUCCCGGAAGAGGCACUACCAGGAACCGGACUCCUUAAACCAGCCGCACACCGUGGCUUCAGACUCUUCCGCCGACUCGCCAGGCACCUCGAGCCACAGCUCCUCGUCGGAAUCGCCCCGGAACCACCUUCGGCACACAAGCGUCGCCUCCACCAAUUCAGCGGUCUACAGCGAUCACACCAUGAUCCCGUCGGAGUUUCCCUCGGCGGAUUGGAUGAAUAAUGGGCUUCUGUCGAUGAGGGGGGAUCCAUUGUUUGGUCUGGAUGCCUCGUUGCCCGCACUGGAUGGGGGGUUUGCCAUGGAUACGGACCUCGAAUCGAGCAACCGAGCGAUGGAUGCCGCUUUCGACUUUGAGAGCGCUGCGAGUAGCCCAAGUCCUCUGAAGAGCGAGACGACACCGCAGCCACAGAUGCGGAAACGAGUCAAGGCCCAGAUGCGCAGCCCAUCAAAUCCCACAAGACAGUCCGCCUCACCUCUUCCUCCAGCUGCUCAAUCCUUUGCCGCCUGUGGUUUCCGAGAGAUUUCGCCGUUUUCUAUUGCCGGACCCCUUGGCCAAGCAAAGUCAGCCUCCAGCCAAUGGGGAGGGCAAUCACCAUCAUCCGUCCUAGAGGACUUUGGAGGAAUCGAUGUGAACGGUGGCUCUCCCAUGAACCCUGCGUUGUCACCCGGCUUGAAUUUCGGGGCCAACAGGCUCGCCUUUGGGAUGAAUUUGGCUCCCUCCCCGCCUCAGACGACCCUGAAGACCGAGAACCCUCACCGCUACAUGUUGACCGUCCACCCGACUUCGCUCAAGUCGCGAGUGGAAACCCAGAUCCCCAUCAGACUCACCCUCUUUCCGUUGCCUAAAGGCGCAAAAAGGCUCCGGUUACCCACCCAUACGAUCUCCAAGCCCAAGUUUCUCGCUCCCAUCGAUACGGCACGCUCCCCCGAGACCCUGGAGCUAUACACCAGUCUGGUCUGCACCAGCGCCAUGCAGGAUCAAGAUAAGCUCAAAAAGGCAUUUGCGAGAGCCAGAGGCGAGACAAACCAUCGUUCAUCGAGUUCGAGCCCAAAGAUCGACGAGGACUCUCAACAGCCAGAGGAGGACAAACCUUUGGACGGCGGGGAAGUUAAGAUCUGCAACGGGUGCAUUCAACGAGAACGAAAGCGUGCGUCGCGGAAGAAGCAGAGAAAGCCGGAGGAGGACGAGUUGUUCCAGAAAGACGAGGACAAGCGAGUCAUCGUUUUCAACACCAACGAGAUCAAGGAUUGGGCCGAGCCGUCGAAGAAUGCCGUCCCCAGUUACAAUGACACUCCGGCACCGAUCGUCCCUCCGGGAGCAGUACAGGUCGAGUUGCCGAUGCGUAUUGCCUGCUACUGUCGACACCAGAAUGAGAAGCUUGGCUUUCAGGUCAUCUUUACCGUCAAGGAUUACGAGGACAACGUGAUCGCCCAGGCCAUCACAAACUCGAUUAUGAUCACGGAUGACCACAAAACUCACGCGCCUCCAGCUCCUCCGGUGCCAGGUCCGACUCCUGCUCUUCCGGAUGGGACACACCUGCCAGGCGUCGGCGUGUUUGCCUCGGGCCCCACUGUCGAUGUGAGCAAGACGCCAUCUAUCAAUAGCCAGCAGUCCUUCCGUCUGUCACAUUCGACUACUGAUCUGCAGGGCUUACAACAGCGUCUCAGUCCGCAGUAUCCUCAUUCCUCCGGCGCUUUUGCGGUUCCCCAGAACUCCGUUAAUGGUGUCUCAAAUUCGCAAACCCCACGCAGCCUGUCACGACAAGCAUCGCCUGUUGAGUUCCAGGGUCCGUCGAGUAAACGACGCAAGCAUAGCAAUUCUGGAAGGGUUCCGUCCGAACUGGCAAUGACCAAACUCGAUACCCUUAACGGGUCGUCGGCCUCUCCAACCCUCAACGGUACCAGUCACAACAAUAACACCAACAGCAAUAAUAAUAAUAACACCACCAACAACAACAACAACAACAACAACAACGCCCAGUUCCAUCCAACGCGUGGCUUCGCUUCCCCGAUUGAGAGGCCGUUUGUGACGUCCUCGGCCAUGUCCGGGCAAUACGCAAAUGGACCGCCAACCCCCAAUGGGAAUGAUACCACCCCUUUCUUCAACCCCUCGGCGCAGCAUCAAACUUUGGAUACCAUUGUUCAGCAACAACUGAUGUCGGCACCAAACUCAGCGCAACCCAGCCGUCCCGGGACGCCUGGCGGCUCGAACCGCAACGGCUUCCAAGAUCAAGGCCUGGGUAUACCGCUAGGCCCAAAUACAACCAGUCAGAUGUGGCCUCCGUUGCCGGUUACGGGCAACCGGUUGCCCUCGGUCAUUCACAAGCUGGUCCCUGCUGAAGGUUCCAUCACCGGUGGCACUGAAGUCACGCUUUUGGGGAGCGGCUUCUAUCCCGGUAUGGAGGUUGUGUUUGGUGAUACGCUCGCCACAACCACGACCUUCUGGGGUGACAAAUGCUUAAACUGCUUGACUCCGCCUGCGCUCCAGCCAGGUCUGGUAUCCGUUGUGUUUAAACAUGAGCACCCGACGUUCGGGCCGAUACAACAAAGUCAACCUAUUCUACCUAAGCAACAACUGUUCUUUCGCUACGUGGACGACCGGGAGCUCCAAAUGUACCGUCUUGCCCUUGGAAUCCUCGGACACAAGCUCGGAAACCAAGCAGACGCCUUCCAAACCGCACAGCAGAUCAUGGGUGGCGACACGAACUCCAUGUUCAACCUGCAGAAGGACUAUCAGAGCGGCUCUGGAGGUCACCAGCGGCAGGUUCCGGGGCUGGAUUUGCAGGGGAAGAUGAGUGAUCUUGACUCGAAGAUGUUGACUUACCUGGAGUUUGUCGAUCUGGAUGAUAGUCCACGAGCCCCGAAGUACAACUCACGCUGUACCACUGGGCAGACGCUCCUUCACUUCGCAUCUUCGCUAGGCCUCACACGAUUUGUGGCGGGUCUUCUUGCGAGAGGCGCCAGCCCGGAUGUCCAAGAUAGCAAUGGCAACACGCCGAUGCAUCUCGCCGCGCUGAGUGGUCACGCACACAUCGUCCACAGACUUCGACUAGCCGGUGCGGGUGCCAAUGACCGCAGCAUCCGCGGCUUCACGCCUGCCGACCUCGCGACCUCGCUUGCCGCUCACCAGGCGGCAUUGAUCCCUUCACGCCACUACCGGUCGCGCAGCGUGGGAUCCUUGUCCUCCUCUGGCCGCAGAUACAGCAGCAGUUCCGCCUCGCUAAGCUCCCAGUGGGAAGUCUCAUCGGUGGCAGGAUCUGUCAAUGCUGUCACUGAUGACUCAGAUGAGCUGGACGAGGAGAGUACCGACGCCGAGUCCGAGUCUCCUGUCUACUUGUCUACAUCGAGACGGCCGAGCAUCAGCCAAGACGCAGCAGCAGUCGCUGCUCCUCCACGUCGGUUCCCACUUUCUCGUGCCAACAGCAUUCCCGCAGUGCAAACCCCGGUGGAGCAAACGGCACCGCCGCCAGAAGAAGAUGCACGCCCCUUCUCUCCCCCGGCGGCGCUGGUCGCCUGGCGAAACCAGCUGGCUGCUCAGAUCAACCAGUUCCAACAGAGCGUGUCGAAUGCCUUCCCGCACCUACCCAACCUUCCUCAAUUGCCGCCAAUGCCCGCUUUGCCGGACUACCAAGCACACCCGAUGAUGCGGCGCAUCACCAACCUCGUUCCCCACCGGCCCAACGCGGCCGGAUUGGGUAAGGAAGGCUGGUGGGAUCUCCUGACGGGCAGCAACUCCGCCCCCAACCCUAACCAGCCGCCGUCGUACGAGGAACUCUACCCACACAAUGAAGGGAACGAGGCCGACGAAGCCGCUAUACGGUCAAAGAAGGUCUCACUGCUACAGGCCGCCACCGAGGCUGUGGUCGAUAUGCACUUUGAGGCUCAAGCGGGUUCAUCUUCCUCCUCCCCCGCCGCCGCCGCCGCCGUCACCACUGCCCCUACCCUUACCCCUGUUCCUGAGGAACUCAAAGACAUCAGGAUUGGCAAAAAGUCAAUCUCACGCGAGCAGCAGAAACAACUCCGAGAACAACAUGCCCGGCGCAUGAAGGGCCUUGGUAACGAUCGGAAUCUGUACUUCAUUUGGAUUCCCCUUCUCCUUCUUGUCCUCGGAGCAUGGAUGCGAAAUUUCGUUCCGGGUAUUGGGCGCGGGUUAUCAGACAUGUAUCAGUCUAUCAUGUCCGGUUCCACGCAACAGGCUUUGGAUGUCAGUACAUAG
This is a messenger RNA of Penicilliopsis zonata CBS 506.65, 4449 nucleotides long. RefSeq lists its product as hypothetical. Gene Ontology annotation, biological process: regulation of transcription by RNA polymerase II. The transcript has 3 exons. The coding region runs from base 1 to 4449 and encodes 1482 amino acids. Gene Ontology annotation, molecular function: protein binding; transcription coregulator activity; double-stranded DNA binding. Lineage: Eukaryota; Fungi; Ascomycota; Eurotiomycetes; Eurotiales; Aspergillaceae. The record is from RefSeq and is a predicted model, not a curated record. Gene Ontology annotation, cellular component: nucleus.